Drosophila montana is the source of this 1258-nucleotide messenger RNA. Its product is annotated as mitochondrial dicarboxylate carrier. Gene Ontology annotation, biological process: succinate transmembrane transport; phosphate ion transmembrane transport; thiosulfate transport. Lineage: Eukaryota; Metazoa; Arthropoda; Insecta; Diptera; Drosophilidae. Bases 460 to 1221 code for a protein of 253 amino acids. Gene Ontology annotation, molecular function: succinate transmembrane transporter activity; thiosulfate transmembrane transporter activity; oxaloacetate transmembrane transporter activity. The transcript has 5 exons. The record is from RefSeq and is a predicted model, not a curated record.
CUCUGACAAAGGCAUUUGCUGUCAACGUCACACAACAAUUAUUUUGAUAUUCAUCUAAAUUUUGGUCAAUUUAUGUUUUUUGGCGAUUUACUUUAAAGAAAUUCAACUGAUCUCAACCAGGCAUACCUUAAACUUCGAGCGUUUCCACAAAACUAUGCCAAAUCACCCGACGAAAUUGCAACAUCUGCAGCCAACUUUUGGGGCACUGCAAGAUUGCAAUUAAAUUGCACAGCUCCGAGUGACAGCUAAUGGCCGGAAGUUGAGAAGCGUUAUAGAACAGUGUAGUCUGUAUAACAUAGGCCCUGAUCACCAGAUAAGGACAUCAAACUGGCGAACUCCUACACAGCGCUCAAUGCCUCGGAUACCAACCGAAAACUUCGUCCGCGCUGGUGGAGCGGUGGUGUAGCCGGCGCCUUGACGCAAUUUGUAGUGGCGCCUUUUGAUCUGCUAGAGACACGCAUGAUGUUUCUCAAAAAAGACACAACCAUGAUUAAACUUACGAAAACAGCCAUCCAAAGACACGGAUUCAUAUCUCUAUAUGAUGGUCUCAGUGCCCAACUCCUACGACAAAUUACCUAUACGACUAUACGAUUUCACCUGUACGAUUUGGGUAAGCGAUACGUUGAUGAGGAAGACUUUCUGCACAAGGUGUGUGUAGCGAGCGUAUCCGGCAUGAUGGCAGCUGUUGUCGGCAUACCCUUCGAGUUGAUUAACACUCGUAUGCAUGUGGAUCGAGCGCUGAAAUGGAAAUAUAGGCGAAACUAUCGAAAUGUCUUUGAUGGUCUGUACAGGGUUUGGCGGGAGGAGGGCUUUGCUGCGCUCUACACGGGAGGUUUUAGCUCAUUUGCACGCGCAACGCUUGUUACAAUUGGCCAAAAUGCGAUGUACGAUCAGAGCAAAACUAUAUAUAUGCGUUACUUUAAGUUGGGAGAUGAUUGUAAGAUGCUGCACUUGUUGAGCUCCCUGACGGCAGCCAUAAUAUGUGCUCCCUUAGUGCAACCCAUAGAGAUUUUCAAGACGAUGCAAAUGAGCAAAGGAAGCGGUCAUUUAGAUACCACCUCUGAGAAGUUAAGGUUCAUGAUGCGCUUUGGUUUUAGAGGUCUAUUUCGUGGCAUUUCGCCGAGUUUGUUACGUAUGAUUCCGUAUACAAUUAUAAUGUUCCUUUUAUAUGAGCAAAUACGCCUUAAAUUUGGUUAUUAUGCAGAAAACAAACUGGACUAAGUGUACAUUUAAAUAAACAAACUAAACAACAACAUAA